AUGAAGGACUCGGGGAUUGAGUUUCCUGGAUUCCAGAUUUACAGUCACAGGGAUGAGUUUGUAUUCAGAAGGUCUAUGAGUCGGCUACAAAAGCAAGCUCCAUGUCCACUUCAGAUAAAGCCUACUGUCAUAAUAUCCUCUACUUAUAAUGGUCCACACAACUCAAUGGUGACGGCUUCAACUUCAUCUUCAUUCAAUUCCUUCUUUACUAAUAAAGAUCCCAUACCUCUACUUUCUCCUCUUGUGGUGCUUGAAUCCACCUCCAUCAGGGAAGAAAACACUGCAAAAUCCCAUUAA
Molecule: messenger RNA, 297 nt
Organism: Abrus precatorius (Indian licorice)
Lineage: Eukaryota; Viridiplantae; Streptophyta; Magnoliopsida; Fabales; Fabaceae
Exons: 1
Coding region: 1-297 (98 amino acids)
Source: RefSeq, a predicted model, not a curated record